This is a messenger RNA of Lacerta agilis (Sand lizard), 1666 nucleotides long. RefSeq names its product probable G-protein coupled receptor 139. Lineage: Eukaryota; Metazoa; Chordata; Lepidosauria; Squamata; Lacertidae. Gene Ontology annotation, molecular function: G protein-coupled receptor activity. The transcript has 2 exons. Gene Ontology annotation, biological process: G protein-coupled receptor signaling pathway. The record is from RefSeq and is a predicted model, not a curated record. Gene Ontology annotation, cellular component: membrane. Bases 273 to 1271 code for a protein of 332 amino acids.
UGCGUAUAUAUCCAUUACCUUAUUCUACCACUUUAGUUGAUCAUGUUUAAUUUUGUGCCCAUAAUCUUGUCUCUGUGCAUAUCCUCUCCUUUCAUAACUAACCUGAUAAUAAUUAACCUGAGAUUUGUAGGUGCUAAAUUAAAUUAAGUUACUGAUUAUUUAAACAGAUAGUAAUUAGGAAGAUAAACACAGGACAGUCCUGCCAUAAGGAAAUACUGGACUGUCUUUUAACACAAGCAGACAAGACAUUUGCUAGAGAACUGGAUUUCAGAAUGCUGUCAGAACACUGGAUGGUAACACUAAAUAAAGUGUUCUAUCCACUUCUAGCAAUAAUCGGGAUCCCAUCAAAUAUUAUGACAAUGUUCAUCUUGUGGCGAAAGAACUGUCGUAUUGCCCCUUCCAGUCGGUACCACCUCAUGGCCAUGUCCUUCUCAGACACAGUAGUCCUUGUUCUUUUCGUCCUACUUGAGAUGGUCACAGAAUGUUUCAGUGAAAGGCCAUUCUGGUACAGUGACCCCUGGUGUACCCUGCGGGAUGUUUUCUGUUAUGGUGCAGUCAACACUUCUGUCUGGCUGGUGGUCUCCUUCACCAUUGAGCGCUUUAUCACUAUCAACACCUUCAGGCUAAAGAUGAGAAUCUGUUCUGCCAGGAACACACUCUAUGCUAUUGGUGUGAUCCAUGUCUGCAGCUACAUUGUGGCCAUCCCCCAUUACUGGUCAAACUAUUCAACAGUGGAGAAUGCUACAGGACUUUCUAUCUGCAAGUAUAACCCUAAGCUCUCCAGAACGUAUGUUGAAGCACUUGUGUGGUUUCAGACCUCUCUGCUCUAUAUUAUCCCAUACACCAUCAUCUUUACCUUGAACACCCUCACUCUAAGACAGAUAAUGUGCCAUAACAAAGUGCACUGUCUCUCUCGAGGGAUGUUGCAUAGAACCCAACCUAAAACCCACUUUGGGAAACCGAAAAAGAAGCCAGUUAUCCUCCUGGUGACAGUUUCAAUGACAUUUGCCUAUCUCUGUACCACAAGGUUUGUUACCCAAGUCAUCAUCAAGACCUGCUACUAUGACAUAGAAAGGAAAGAUUACUCCAAGACCAUAAACAUUGUGGCAGAUAUAGGGACCAUGCUGGAAAUGACCAACACUGCUGCCAAUAUGUAUCUCUAUGCCUGCACCCAAUCUGCCUUCCGAAGGGAGCUUAUCCGGUAUCUGAAGAUCAUCGUUUAUCCUUGGCAAGCAAAAAGAAAAACCCUACCUGUUGUUUUCCAGGCAUAGAACAACAUACCAUCCAACAGAGAUGUUAUGAUACGUCUGUUUUGCAGCUGAGUCAGAGGCCACCUGAGCUCUGCCCUUAGUGCUCUUGCAAGUGGGAAGAUGCAACUGGUUCCAUGUCCCAAAGGCUCACAGCUUCAGCCUACCUGGAUGCCUGCUUUUCAGUGACAGCAGCAAAGACACCCAAAUGGAUGAGUUUCUCCCAUGAUUUUGAAAUAAUUUGCUGGACCAUUACCAAUCCCAUUAUUUAAACAGCCUCUGCACGUACACACACAAACACCACACGUACCAGCACCCUCUGCUUCAUUUGAUCACCAACCUCCUACUCUUUCAGGCAGAGAGAAGGGUCUUUAUUUGUGAACCGGCCUGAGAUCUUUUGAUGAAUGGCUGUAUAUAAA